This is a messenger RNA of Cottoperca gobio, 816 nucleotides long. It is a transcript of the gene chchd5, whose product is annotated as coiled-coil-helix-coiled-coil-helix domain containing 5. The transcript is spliced from 4 exons. Gene Ontology annotation, biological process: cellular respiration. The coding region runs from base 159 to 476 and encodes 105 amino acids. The record is from RefSeq and is a predicted model, not a curated record. NCBI's taxonomy places the organism in Eukaryota, Metazoa, Chordata, Actinopteri, Perciformes, Bovichtidae. Gene Ontology annotation, cellular component: mitochondrial intermembrane space.
UACAGAACUAUUUCAGGUGGUUGUAUUUCCAUCCAAUCAGAUAGUAAUGGGUGUUUACGGUGUAGUUGCGGCACAGACAUGGCUCCACAUGCAGAAGUACUGGUGUUAUAACCUUGAUUGAUCAGCCUCUUCGUUUGAGACAAGCCUAAAAGAGCAACAUGCAGGCUGCUAUGGAUAUCACGGCAAAGUAUUGCCAUAAAGAAAUGGAGGCAUAUGGGUCAUGUGUGGCCUCCAACCCAUCAACAUGGCAGUUAAAGUGUCAGGAACUGAAGAUGAAGGUUGCACAGUGUACAUCAUCACACCCAGUGAUCCAGAAGAUCAGACAGGAUUGUUCCAUGGAGUUUGUGGAGUUUGAGCGCUGUCUGGUAGAAAACCAGAACACACCUACCUCCUGCUCACCUCAUGUGGCUCGCUUUCUGGCCUGUGCAGAGACGGUAGACAUCAGUGGAGUGGAUCCGGGACCUCAGCCAUCGUAGCAUUCAGACAUCUUCCAUCUCCUUCAGAUUACUCCUGUCUCCACAGCAACACAGAUGGGCUGGUUUUACACGUGUCCCAGCCAUGUUACUGUAUGUACAGUGACGGUUAGGAUAACUGUUCCUCUGUGUGACUAUUUGUCUUUCUUCAACAAAGAUAGGAAUGCAACAGUACUGUGAGUUAGACAGGUUGUGUAGAAUAUUUAAUUACCGCAUCGUCCUUUUCUCGUACUCCUCCUGUAAAUGUUGUGUCCAUGUGAAAAUAACAUUUAUACUUGCCUGUAUGCAGGAAGAUUUUUAUUGAACGAUCUCAUUAAAAUUGACUUCAGACUUGUGUUACUCA